This is a messenger RNA of Myxocyprinus asiaticus (Chinese sucker), 1957 nucleotides long. RefSeq names its product ankyrin repeat and SOCS box containing 2b (gene asb2b). Lineage: Eukaryota; Metazoa; Chordata; Actinopteri; Cypriniformes; Catostomidae. Gene Ontology annotation, molecular function: RNA binding; RNA nuclease activity; protein binding. The record is from RefSeq and is a predicted model, not a curated record. The transcript has 8 exons. Gene Ontology annotation, biological process: RNA processing; intracellular signal transduction. Bases 71 to 1765 code for a protein of 564 amino acids.
CUGAAGGAGUCUAACACACACACACACACACACGCGCGAGACUCGAGCGCCUUUGUCUCACAAUAACACGAUGACACGAUUCAGUUACGCAGAAUAUCUCUCGUUAUUUCGAUCAAAUGACAAAAAACGACACUCAACGCUCCCGAAACCAGAAUCAUCAACUGAACGAACCGCACACCGCUCACAAGAUGGUAUUGUAUGUGCCGUGCAGACAGAGGACUGGACAGACCUGCAUGAAGCGUCUCGUUGCGGCCGCACUGACUGUGUUCAAGAUCUGCUCAAAGCUCGUGGCACGUGUGUAGAUAAACGCACACUACAGGAACAGACGGCACUGCUGCUCGCCGUUCAUGGAGAACACCUGGAGUGUGUGAAGUGUCUUCUAAAAGCAGGUGCUGACCCGGAUAUCUGCAAUAAACACAAAGAGACGCCGCUUUAUAAAGCGUGUGCACAGGAGUGUGCGAGUGUGGUGAAGCUGUUGGUGGCGUUUGGCGCGUCAGUAAAUCAGCGCUGUCAUCGAGGACGGACGGCUCUUCAUGAAGCAGCUCGACUGGGCAACACAGACCUCUGUGAGACACUCCUGCAGGCGGGUGCUUCCGUAGACGUCGGGAACGCAGAUGGAAUCACACCCUUAAUAGAGGCUGUGCGACACGGACGCACAGAAACUCUCACACACCUGAUCAAGAAUGGUGCUGAUGUGAAUGUGCAGUCAUGUGACGGGAAUACAGCAUUAAUUGAAGCCUGUAAACAUGGUCUUGGAGAAACAGUGAAGCUUUUGCUCAAACAUCACGCAGAUGCCAACAAAACCUCCAGUGCAGGACUGCUGCCGCUGCACGUCGCCACACAACACGGACACAAACAGAUUGUGUCUUUAUUGCUCCCCGUGACGAGUCGGGCGAAGAUUCGUCAGAGCGGCAUCACACCUCUUCAUGUGGCAGCCGAACACGACCAGCUGAACAUCAUGAGUCUACUCAUCGAGUCCAGCUUUGACGUCAAUGCCAAACUGUCAUCUGAACGCUCAGCUGCCUUCCACGACCGUCGCGUCACACCUCUAUACUGCGCCAUUGCUGCCAGAAACGUACAGGCCACUGCGAUCCUGCUGAAGGCUGGUGCUGAUCCGAACAUUGACCCGCUCAGACCACUGCUGUUAGCUGUUCGACAGGGCUGUUUGAGGACCAUCACCAUGCUGGUGGAAUCUGGAGCCGAUGUCAACACUCACUCACCAGACCAGAGCACAGAGUUUCCAGGAGUUUUGUUGUACACUCACCACAUGGAUGUUCUGCAGUAUCUACUGGACAAUGGCUGUGAUGCUCACGCCUGUUUUACAUGCCACAAACACCACAGUCACACUGCAGCAGUGACCUCAAGAGAUGGGAUCUGCACUAAACCAAAGUUGAAGUUUUGUGAAUGGAUCUCGUCAUCCUGCUGGAGUCAUUCGGCCGGUUCGGUCAUCGAUCUGCUGCUAGAUUAUGUAGGAAAUGUUCAACUGUGCAGCAGAAUCACUGAACAUCUGCAGAGGAAACAAGAGUGGCCAACCAUUCAAGAGAAAACUUUGUCACCUCGACUCCUGAUGCAUCUCUGUCGACUGAAGAUCCGAGAACAGGUGGGAACUGAAAGACUGACGUCUGUAAACACACUUCCACUGCCUGACAGACUACUGCGUUACCUGAGAUCCAAAACCAUCAAAGACACCGGCUCAAAUCACACACUGAAACCAGACUUAUGUUUACAUGGACAAACACAGUCCAGGUCAUCAGCAUGUGUUUAAGUCAAAUAAAACUAGAACAAAGUCAUGAAUACUGUGUUGGAUAUGUCAUGACUGGUUUUGUGCCAUAUAUUUUGCGUUUGCUUAUUUAUAACUUGUUUCAUAACAUAACAGUCUGUUUUUUUUUUUUUUUUUUUUAAGAUUCUGUAUUUUGAUUAUCAAUAUGUCAAAACACAAUAGAGGUACUUUACUGUG